GCUGCUGCGGAUGGGCGGGGCCGCGUUCAGGGUCUGUGUGGAAGAGAGGAGAGAGUCAGAGAAGUGAGAGAGAGAGCAGAGAAGGAGAGGAGAGGAAAAAUAGAGAUGUGGUGAUCGGUGCUGCAGGUACACAGAUACAGGUUUCACUGCCUCUCUCUCCUCCUCUUCUUCUUCAUCCCAAAAUGUCUGGCGGAGGAGAGGUACGCGUCCUCCGCCAAGAGCCCGGCCAAGAGAGCCCGAGGAUGCCGGCCUGGAAGCGCGAGAUCCUGGAGAGGAGGAAGGCGAAGGGCGGCGGAGGAGCCGGUGUUGUUGCCGUGGAGACGACGACGACGACGAGCACGAGCUCCAACGGCGGCGGCGGUAGUGGCGGUGCGGGCUCGUCGUCUCCGCGGGUUAACGGCGAGCAAACGGGGAAUGUUAACGGCAACAGUGGACCCAAGAGCGGCGGAGGCACCGGGCGGAGCUACACCAUCACCACGGCCAGUCAACACUUCUCCUCCAACAACAAAGAGACGACGGACGCCUUGGAGAGAGAGGACGACAGACAUGAGAGCCUGGUGCUCCAGGAAAGCCUGGGCCCGCUGGAUGAGAACCCUUUCAUCAAGCUGGAGAAGGAGCGCAGGAGGCGGCAGGACCGAGAAACCGUUGCCUCCACCGCCUCCACAGCUCGUCCGGUGCAGCACAUCCUGGAGCUGUACGGCAGCGUACCGGGUAUCCGGACUAUCCGCGCUGAGAACAUCAUCAUAAUCGAGUCGGAUCCGGAUUAUUUCCCGGAAGCUGGAGGGUUUAAACCAUCCAAGUGGCAGCAGAACGGUGUGAGUAGUUACAGCUCUCUGAACGACCUCCUGGACCGCAGAGGGAGUGCUGUCACCGAGAUAAGAGCCAAGGAAGUGGUCAUUUAUGACACCACGUUGAGCAAGAGUGAGGAGAACCUGAGCACCCUGGGGCAUCAUCAUCAUCAUCAUGAGGCCCCAUCAUCAUCAUCAUCGUCAUCAUCAUAUGGGACAGGUGAUGGGCAUGGAAGGGUCAGCCGGAUGCUGCAGAAGUUUGACAGCAACUACGGGAAGCUGCAGAAGAAGUCCCACAGCACGGAGAACCUGCUGGAUCUGGACAGCAGCAGCAGGCCACCUCCACGACUCUGGUCCAGGCCACAGCCAGAUCUGGUGCCAAAGGUCAGGCCGUUGGGCCCGUCGCCAUCGGUCAGCAGCAGCCAGCCAUCGUCGCCUGUCUUCCAGAGUCCAACGUCUUCCAAACCAAAGCCACUAUCUGAGCUGGGCAGCCCCCAGCGCUCUCCCGGGUCCCCUCAGCCUGUGUCUUCCUACCGUCAACGGUUCGAGGAGAGUGGAGGUGAUGAGCCAGACUGGGGGCAAACCAAGCCCGUCAGAGAGAGAGACUGGGAGGGCUCCGAGAUGCCACCCAAACCCAAGGUGCCAUGCUCUCCAGAGACCCGUCGUAUCCGUGCUGAGUCCCCAACAAGCCCCAUCGUAUUCAAGGUGUCACGCUCCUCGUCUGACUUUGAGAUCCGUCCCUCCCCAAAGCCAGACCUCACCCAAAUUCCAGAUGGGGACUCCCAAGCAAGGGCCCUCGCGAACCUGCGCCUGCAGUCACGCAACUCCUUCACGGUGAUCCCCAAGCGCCGUGUUGCUCCAUCAUCUGCAACGAGCAGCCCAACGCCAUCCAGCCCCGUCAGGUCUUCCCCUUCCCACAGAGUGGCAAAGGUGUCCACGCCAGGAGUGCCAACCUCCCACGCCCCCAUGCCCAUGGUGACACCCUCAAUGAGGAUUGAGGAGAAACUGCAGGAGGAGAAGGAAGUGGAGAGGCCAUCCAAGCCUGAACCAUCUCCUCCUGUUGCCACAAGUCCUCCGCCACCGCCGACCUCUGAACCUCGGUCUCCAUCUCCUGCUCCCCACUCUCCACCUGCCCUGUCUUCACCACCCUCUUCUCCGGUUGUCCCAUCUUCACCCUCCUUCUCUCUGGUUCCCUCAGACUCCCCAGCCCCGUCCCCCGUCCCUUCUACCCCCUCCCCGGCUCCAGAACAACCUCCCGUGGAUCAGCUGCCGGUAACAAACAUAGACGACAUUGAGGUGGAGCCCCAGCAGCGUGUCCCCGCUCCCAGCCCCGGGGUGCAGAGGAGAAAGGGGAACACCUUCACGGUGGUCCCUAAACGUAGGGCGGAGGCCGAGGGCCAGCCAAGCUCACCUGAGCCGCCCCAGCAGGAAGCCUCAAGUGAGGCCCCGCCGGGGUCCACGCCCCCGCAGGCUCCGUACGCUCAGCUGGGCUCCCUGCUGAAGAAACGCUACCCCGCUGUGGAGGAGAUCGAGGUCGUCGGUGGGUACCUUUCCCUCGCCAAGUCCUGCAUCUCCAAGAUGGGCUCCAUGGGCAAGAAGCUCAAGAUCUCGUUCAAUGAGUCGAGUCUCCACAGUACGUACGAGUAUCCGUCAGAGAGCAGCGUGUGGGACAGCGAGGACGAGGACGAGGAGGAGAAACGAGACGGGAGGGUGGCGGACGAACAGCCAAGCAUGGUGGGGCGCAUCCACAUCCCCCGACCCAGUUUCACCAGCUCGCCCACGCACACGAACAACAGUAACGACCUUUCCAGCUACAUUCCCAAGCACUCUGUGGACUUCAGCGCCUGGCAGGAGCACAAACAUGAUGACAGUGUUUACCAGGAGGACUCCACUUCCCAACAGACACAGACGACAGAGGAAGUUAUGCUCACGCCGGCAGACAGCUCCUCCCUGUCGGACUACAGCAGCGAGCCCGCUCUCUACUUCUGAUCAGUGGGACCAGUCAGCUGUACAGUAGCAUCACACCUGUGGGACCAGCCUGCAGCCAGAGCCCCAGCGAGGUCCGUCACACCUGGGCCUGAACUGCCUCCAGCUCUACACUCCAGCCGUCUCUCUAAGCACAUCUUUCCUGAUCUGACAGGAAACAGUAUUCUGUUUUGUUUGUUUGUUUGUUUGUUGGCUGAUUUCCUGCCACGGAGCCACCACACGCCACGUUAUCAACCGCAUAUCGGAGCAGAUUUCGCCAGGGUGGCCGGUGUUUUCGAUUCCCACCUUCCUCCUGACCCGACGCAACAAAUCCAAAAGCAGCUGGACUGUCUUUUCCCCCUACGAUCCUGGACAGUUGACCUGUCGGCCUCCCUCCCUACCUCCCUCCUUCC
Messenger RNA from Sebastes umbrosus (honeycomb rockfish), 3166 nucleotides. It is a transcript of the gene tprn, whose product is annotated as taperin. The transcript has 4 exons. Lineage: Eukaryota; Metazoa; Chordata; Actinopteri; Perciformes; Sebastidae. Bases 183 to 2777 code for a protein of 864 amino acids. The record is from RefSeq and is a predicted model, not a curated record. Gene Ontology annotation, molecular function: phosphatase binding.